GGUAAGCCCAAAAAGCAGAAGCUAGAAGAAACGAAAGAAAUUGUUAGCCAGCCUGAAGAUCCAUCGUCCUUCAACAAAGGGCGCGUGCAACAAAAGUUUCAACAUCCAGAGCUGAUGGUUAUAGAGGAGGGAGAUGAAGUUCCAGAAGAAAAUGAACCUCUUUUAGGGUCAUUUAGUAUGGGCCUUUUUUCGAGGAUCAAGUGGAUAUUUUCCAGCUAUUGUCAUUCUUGGCAGCAUGGUAAACCUUACUACCUCUGAUCCUGACCAAGCAUUUGUCUUUUGGUUCUCAGACUGGAAGGUGUCAGCAGUUGACAGAAACCGAAUGCUGCCUUUUGUCAAGUACUUCAAAACUAAAGCUGCCCUAUGUCGAGGAAAACAGAACCGUCGUGGCAUUUUGCAGAUAAUUCAGGAAUGCCAGAGACGAGCAAUGCUAAAAGGCUUUGAGAUUGUAAAGAUGGAUCCACUUCAGUGGGCUUUUUCAGGCUUCCCAACAGUGGAGGAUUCUAAACCAGACAUUUUCAGCCCAGUUCCUGACAAAAUCUUCUCAGACGCCAUAUCCGAUCGUUUAGCAGCCAUUGGAGAGGAUAUUCGCAAGAAGGCAGCUCUUAAAGAUAGAGACAUACCAAACGAGUUUCAGAAAGAAAGUUCACUAGAGGCUGUUUGGAGAGGUGACACAGCUAUUGAAGAUGUGUGCAUUGGUUGUUGUGAUGCUGGUCGCAAAGUCUGUUGUGAGCAUCCACUUUUUGAGGGAGGACUCUGUACAAAAUGCAAGGAAGUCUUACAGGAGACAUUCUAUGCCAUUGGUGAUGAUGGUGGCUAUGCAAACUGCACAGUGUGUGGUGCUUCUGGGAAACUUUUGUCUGUGAUGUCAAGGACUGUGGACGAGUGUACUGCAUUCCAUGUGUGGAUGAAAUUGGAGGCUCUUCUGUGCUUGAACAAGUUCAGAAGGCAAGUACAUGGGAGUGCUUUUUGUGCUGUCCCCAUUCUAAAGACUCUCAUGGGCUUUUCAAGGCUCGUCUAAACUGGAAGGAGAAAAUAGUUGUCUUUUUUGACACAGGAUGCACUGUGCAUGUUCCAGAUUUGGAGUAUCUGAAAAAACGCAGACCACUUCGUGUUUUGAGCCUUUUUGAUGGCUUGGGGACUGGUAAAGUGGCUUUGGACUCUGUGGGACUUCAUAUUGAUGCCUACUUUGCAAGUGAGACAGAUGAAGGAGCAAUGUUGAUUUCGCAAGCCAAUCAUGGACAGACGAUCUGUCAGCUGGGGGAUGUGACCAAAAUUACAAGAUCAGUGCUAAAGGAAAUUGCUCCAAUAGAUCUCCUGAUUGGUGGAUCACCUUGCAAUGAGUUGUCAAUGGCCAAUCCUGCACGAAGGGGGUUUGACAUUG
This is a messenger RNA of Pomacea canaliculata, 1384 nucleotides long. Its product is annotated as DNA (cytosine-5)-methyltransferase 3A-like. The record is from RefSeq and is a predicted model, not a curated record. Gene Ontology annotation, biological process: regulation of gene expression. The coding region runs from base 236 to 1021 and encodes 261 amino acids. The transcript has 14 exons. Lineage: Eukaryota; Metazoa; Mollusca; Gastropoda; Architaenioglossa; Ampullariidae.